AUGAGUCGGGCCGGGCCCUGGUGCCUGCUCCUGGCCGCGGCCUGCGCCCUGGGCCGGGCCCCGCCGCCCCCGCGGGCCGCCGUGCGCUGCCCGCCCGCCGGCGCCUGCUUCAGCGCCCACCUCGCCGACGUCUCGUACGCCGAGGCCCGCGGAGACUGCGACCGGCGGCGGGGCAGCCUCGCCUGGGUCAGCGGCGAGCCGGAGCUGCGCCUGGUGCUGGAGCUGCUGGCAGAGGCGGCGGUGCCCGCGCCCGCGCUCUUCUGGGUCGGGCUGAAGAGGAACGCCUCCGCCUGCACCCACGAGGAGCAGCCGCUCCGCGGCUUCUCCUGGGAGGGCGUCGGGGGUGGGACGGCCCCGCUGGAGGUGCCGGCGGCGCUGGGCCGGUGGCUGCAGGAGCCCCUGCGGUCCUGCGUCAUCGCUCGCUGCGCUGGGCUGCACCUGGCGGCCGAGCCCGGGGGCAGCCGCAGCUGGGGCUGGAAGGAGCAGUCCUGCCACCUGAAAAGCCCGGGCUACCUCUGCAAGUACCAGUACGAAGGUGCCUGUCCCGAUCUCAGUCCCGCGGGCGCCCUCGACCUCGACUACCGGCUCCCCUUCGAGGAGCGCAGCGGCGGCCCCGGCUUCAGCCCGCCGGGCACCGAGCUGACGGUGGCGUGUCGCGGCGGGGAGCUGCGGCUCACCUGCCAGCCCGAGCCGGGCGGCUUCGCCUGGAAGGCGGCAGACAAGCCGCUCUGCCCCUGCCCCUUCGGUCGCCGGAGCCCGGACAGCGGGCGGUGCGCCGAGGCCGCCGGGUGCCGCGAUGCCGCCGGCGGCUUCGCCUGUGCCUGCACCCCGGGCGGCCCGGACGGAGCUGCCUGCCCGGGCACGGGGCCGGCCCCCACCGCUGCAGGCGGCCCCGCGGAGCCGUCGGGGGCCAGGGCGGAGGGGCGGCGUCCUUCCAUCCCGACACCCAGCCGUCCCACGGAGCCGCCCGCCACCACCAGGGCCGCCUCCGGCGGAGAGAAGACGGCUGCUCCGCCGCCUUCCUCCUCUUCCAACUACGUUUUCAUCCUGGUGACGGUCGCGGUGGUGGUGCUGAUCAUUCUGGUCAUGACCGUCCUGGGGGUGUUCAAAAUCUGCUUUAACAAGAAAUCCGAGGGCCGCGGGGACAAGGAGCCGCCGGAGGCCGGCAGCAAGGCGGAGGCAGGCUCUGCCGAGCCCAGCGGAUCCGCGGGCGGUGAAUAGCCCCGGGCUGCCAGGGCCGCGUCCCUCGGGCUGCCCUGAGCAGCAGCUCCCACCCGGGCGAGCUCGGCUCGCCACGUCCCUCCUGCUCCGUGCCGUCUUGCCCCAGCCCUGCUGCCGCGGGGAGCCGAGGGACAGGCAACGCGGACUUGGCUGGGCACCUCUUGCACAUUACCGCACGCAGGAAAGACCGCGUAGCGACGUUCUUUUGAGGGGAUUGAAGUCUUUGGACAGUCAGGAGUUUUUAUCGUCUGAAAAGCAAUUAUUUCGGUGCUGAUUUCACUAAAAUAUAAAUAGAUCAGCCUGGCCGACAGAGCGAUUGCAGCUGCAACAAUUGUGCAUUUUUAUCCUCAGAAACUGUUCGUCGGGUGCCUUACUUGGAGCAAGCAUAAAGUGGACCACUUAGAGCACGUGCAUCUUGUAAUUUAGAAGUCACUCCUUGCCUAAGUGGUACUUGGAGGCUCUCGUUUUCAAUCUAAUUGCUGGAACUUUUGGAGAGGUGAACUGCCAUAAUUUUGGAUGAAACUGCAACCCAUAUGCUUUCAUACUGAUAUUCUUUAAAAAUGAAAGAGCAUUUCCAUACUUAGAAAGUCAUUAAACUGCUGAGGAAGUGAGAGGUUAAUGGGGAGUGAGUUUUAUACUUCAGCUGGUGAAAAGAAUAAAGGAUGAUGUGAAUCACUGCCCUGUUGUUACUUCACACUCAUUUUUAUUGUAGCAGAGAAUAAAUUUCUCAGUUACAGUUUUUCUCCUGAGUUGUUACAAAACUUCCUUUUUGUAAGCAAUAUGUGGCUCCCGUAGAAUCAGAUAAGGUGCUGACACACCACCUUGCGAGAGGAGUUAACCUGAGUCCAAAUGCGGCAUGCAAAUCUCAUUCUGUUUAGUCAGAUAUAUUGUUGUCCAUGGAAUCCCAUGAGAGUAAGGAAAGAUUCACCGUUUGUGCCCUUUUCUAAAUGAGGUAAACACUUCCUCUGUGAUUUCCCUUGGGAAUUCCUGUAGAGGAGCUUUCGUCCUGGCUGCAGAACUUGCUUUCUGUGCAGUUCAGAGUGCUUAUGCUCACUUAUUAUUAUUAUGGUUUUGGUUUUCAAUUAAAGUUGUAAUAUUAAAUAUUGAUUCAAAGUUUUCUGAGUGCAGUUAUACACAGCUAAUGGGUCUCACCCAGGCCUUUUGGGGUGCACGGAGAAUAGGGAAAUAUUUUCUUCCCUUGAGAUACCUUUAAGUUCUGAAAUGUCUCUUUAAAUACACUUGUUUGUUUUCCUCUCUUGACAGCUGACAUUCUGACUAUUGCUUUAAUUUUGACACUUCCCUGUCAAGUUUGAAGAACUCUGUUUAAAAAAUAAUGUGUUAUUUUUCUUGCAAGGAAAGAUUUGACGAUAAAUAUGGUGUAAACAUCUGCUAAGGAUAAAGAAUUUCAGAGUAUAAGUUUUUUGUUUUCCCUUCUCUCUCCCUUCAAUGGUGAUAGGCAGAUGCCACCUGGAACAGCCUUUUGUUUUUGGAGAAGAGGUCAGUGAUAUUUGUGAGCCAUCAGACUGUAGCCGUAAAUUCCCUUGUACCAUGGCAGGAAUUAAAUCCAACUAGGUGAGAAUGCUACUCAUUACAAGGUGACUCAUAAUCUGCAUACUUUUCUAAUCUGUUUAUCUGACAUUUGUAUUUCAGAAGGCAGGCAUUUUUCAUCUUGGGCAGGAGGCUUGAUUCUACAGAUUUGGAAAAUGACUUAGCCAUUAAUGCCUUAUUUCUUAAUAAGACUCCUGUUGCUGUCACUAAAAAUGAUUUCUUUUAUGGGUCGUGUAUGUGGAGCUCUCUUAUCAGAGGCUGUAUAAGCAAAUAGCAACUAAGAUGGAUGAGAGCCACUCUAAUUUUUUUUUCUAUGUUUUAGUCUUUCUCAUGUAUCAGAUAGCUGAACUCUUGAUGGGACCGUCCAGGUGUGUUUUUUAAGCUCUAGAAACUACCUCAUUCUCUGUUUCUGAGUCUUACCAAGCACACAACUAAGUGCUGAGUUAAGCACCUGACUACUUAUUUUGGCAUCUCUCAGAAUGUGACAUACUAUUUAGUUAAAAUGUACAAGUUCAUGCCCUUGUAAACCAUUCACCUGUCUCAUAAUUCCCAUUUUACUCCUCCUGUGAAAUCGUGUUUUGAUUUGAGAGUUCUUUUUCUCACACAAUUCAGAAUCAUCAGACAUUUGUCCAGAGGACUAACCAAGGGUUCAGCUGUGUUCCCCCUGGCUCAUAAUUUCACUCAUCUGAAGCCAGACUAUUUUGCAUCUAAGGAUGGGAUCCAUCUUACCUUGUGUAGACAUCUCCAACAGUUCAUCUAGACUUUUUUACUCAUCCUGACUCCCUUAAUAUCUGCUUGCAAUUAAUCUCUUUUUAGACUAGAUACUAAAAACAGGACCAAUUAAUUACUUCCUGAAAGUGCCCUUUCUCUGUAUUGACUGUAAGGAAGGCAUAUGGCCUUCUUAAAUGCCUGUAAAAUACACAUUUAAAAAUAAAUCAGAAAAAUCAGUUCACUUAAGUCUCCAGCUGUGCAAAUCAUUUAUUCUAAGAGCAAACUCAUGAUGCCUUCUGUCUCUUCAAGGCAAGGGUGUAUGGUCAUGAUUUUAUUAUUGCUUUAAUUACUUUUACUUGUUAGAAAUUCUUGUUUAGUACAUCUGGGGC
Catharus ustulatus (Swainson's thrush) is the source of this 3869-nucleotide messenger RNA. RefSeq names its product C-type lectin domain containing 14A (gene CLEC14A). Bases 1 to 1221 code for a protein of 406 amino acids. Gene Ontology annotation, cellular component: external side of plasma membrane; extracellular matrix. The record is from RefSeq and is a predicted model, not a curated record. Lineage: Eukaryota; Metazoa; Chordata; Aves; Passeriformes; Turdidae. Gene Ontology annotation, molecular function: extracellular matrix protein binding; extracellular matrix binding. The transcript has a single exon. Gene Ontology annotation, biological process: cell migration.